Messenger RNA from Balaenoptera ricei (Rice's whale), 1996 nucleotides. It is a transcript of the gene C1D, whose product is annotated as C1D nuclear receptor corepressor. The record is from RefSeq and is a predicted model, not a curated record. The transcript is spliced from 5 exons. Lineage: Eukaryota; Metazoa; Chordata; Mammalia; Artiodactyla; Balaenopteridae. Gene Ontology annotation, biological process: regulation of gene expression; maturation of 5.8S rRNA. Gene Ontology annotation, molecular function: RNA binding; DNA binding. Gene Ontology annotation, cellular component: nucleolus; exosome (RNase complex). The coding region runs from base 102 to 527 and encodes 141 amino acids.
GAGCGCCGCUCGCGCCGCGGGCAGAGCCGGCGCGCCACUGACGUCACCGCCGCCGACUGCUUUCUGGGAGGCAGGAGUGGAAGGCCCGCGAGUUGGUCAUAAUGGCAAGCGAAGAAAUUAAUGAAGACUACCCAGUAGAAAUUCAUGAAUAUUUAUCAACAUUUGAGAAUUCCAUUGGUGCUGUGGAUGAGAUGCUGAAGACCAUGAUGUCUGUUUCUAGAAAUGAGUUGUUGCAGAAGUUGGACCCACUUGAACAAGCAAAAGUGGAUUUAGUUUCUGCUUACACGUUGAAUUCAAUGUUUUGGGUUUAUUUGGCAACGCAGGGAGUUAAUCCUAAGGAACAUCCAGUAAAGCAGGAAUUGGAGAGAAUCAGAGUAUACAUGAACAGAGUCAAGGAAAUAACAGACAAGAAAAAGGCUGGCAAGCUGGACAGGGCUGCAGCUUCAAGAUUUGUAAAAAAUGCCCUAUGGGAACCAAAACCUAAAAAUGCAUCCAAAGUUGCCAAUAAAGGAAAAAGUAAAAGUUAACCUUUUGAUUUGGAUGUACACAUAUUGAAAAAGUACAUAAUUUUUAUUGUUUUCCACAAAAUAGAUGAUGAUUAUGUGGCAUAGUAAGGUUUAAAUGUAUUCCAUAUUGAAUUCGUGUGUAAAAUUUGCAUUUUAAAUUUGUAAUGCUAAAUACUUUUCCCCCAGAAAGAUUAAGUUAUCCUUAUUGAUUUUCCUAUAGAACAUUAUGAGGUUUUUUAACAUUGUGGUAUAUUUUAUAUUUAUAGUUUACUGUCUCUUGACAAGACUCUUAUUUCCUUAUAUAGGUCAGUUUUUCAAGUGCCAUUUUAUAAGCAACUAUGAAAUUUAAGUUAAAUGUUCUUUGCAAACAUUUGUCUAUUUUCGAUGAAUAAUGAUUUUAUGAAGUAUGCUGAAGUUUUGAAUACAUCUGUUUUCACUAUAUAAUAUUAGGAAAGAAAGAAAUGACUUAAAUGUCCAUUUUUUCUGUGAAGUUAUUUCAUUAUGCUUUCAUGAUUUUGGGAAUUACUGCUUUUUGUGAUGUUUGAAGUAUGAAAUUAAGACUUUUAAGGUUAUUCUUUAAUUCUUGGCACUUUGCUACUAUGUCCCAUUUAAAGUAAAAUAUAUUCUCAUUAACUUUAGAUGGGAAAUGAGGUUGUAUAUUGAUGGCUGAAUUUUGGCAUAAUGGCUAUACCCUAUCAAUAAAGCUGUAAAUGUUGUGUAGCUGACCUGUUUUUUAUUUUUCUCUUUUGAGUAAAUUUUCUCUUGAAAUUAGGAAGGUAGUUUUUAGAAAUCCUUAGGAAUGGGGGAAUUCAUGAGUUUUUGUUCCUUAUGAAUAGUGCCCACAGGUCUCUUGGCCUCAUGUUUUCAGGUUUUUUUAUUGUAUGUUUCUGAGGCUAUAGCAAUUACAUAGAAGUAUUUUGGAACAACUUUGUAUGUUAUUUAAUGCCACUUAAGCAGAGGAGAAAUCCAAAGGAGAUUACACUGUGUUUAUAUUCUGAUUUAUUUUUCUGCAGUAUUUGCUACAGAGAAUUCUAAAUAUUAAAUGAAUUUAUUUAUGUCUAAGCCCAUGAAUUUUAAUUAUAUACCCUUAAUGCUUUCAGUCUUUGAAUUCACAUCAUUAUGUAUAGGAAUGCCAAGUACAGUAAAAUACUUUAAUUUUUGAAAAAGAAGUUGUUAAAAUUUUUUGUGACUAAUUCUCCUUAAGUAACCUUGAAUAAAUGGAUUUCUUGAUUUAUGGUAGCAGAUAUUGGAAAUGGUCUUAAAAUGUAAUGGAUUUUGUAACGCAUGUUGAACUCUUUCUAUGACACAUGAAGAGGUAGUCACUGAUAGAUGCAGAAAGUCGUCUGGCUCAGAUGUCAGACAAUUUUUGAAGUGCAAGAACAUUUAUAGUUAGUUCACUCCUUUUUUCACCUUCGUCCCCUCAAAAUUCAAAAAAAAUUUUUUUUUAAAGUAACUUCUUCAUGAGAGAAAUAAAUGUUAUUAAGAUCAAA